Tigriopus californicus is the source of this 1512-nucleotide messenger RNA. RefSeq names its product probable tubulin polyglutamylase ttll-15. Gene Ontology annotation, biological process: protein modification process. The record is from RefSeq and is a predicted model, not a curated record. Lineage: Eukaryota; Metazoa; Arthropoda; Copepoda; Harpacticoida; Harpacticidae. The coding region runs from base 1 to 1512 and encodes 503 amino acids. The transcript has a single exon.
AUGGUCUUAUUUGGGAGUGAAAUCAAAAAUCUUGAGGGUAAGACGACCAUUCCAUGGAAAAAGGAUGAUCCAAUCGUACCUGCUUUGGAAAAACAACAAUUGGAAGGCCACGGGGAUGACAUUUCGCCAUUAGUUCAGGUGAAUGAAAAAAGCAUUAGCCCUUGUUCGAAAUCAAAGCAGCCAGAAUUAUUCGUGAUUAAGACUCCUUUGGCCUCCAAGUCACAAACCCAAACUCUCAGGAGAAUUCUGAGCGAUGCGGAUUUCGAAGAGACACAUAAUAUGACAGACAAUUGGAAGCUCAUGUGGCUACAUCUCAGCCCUCGGGGACACCACGAAUUAUUCGACCAAUUGAAGCCUAAUCAGGUCUUGAAUCGUAUUCCCGGGUUUCCUCACAAAAUUCUGCCAAUUUUAUCAAAAAUGCCCAAUGUUCCCAAUGUCCCCAGUACCUUUGUACUGCCAAAAGAGACAGACCGUUUGGAGGCAUUUAUUAAGAAGAACGAGAAGCUUUUCUACAUCAAAAGAGAAUCCAGUAGGAAAUCCUUUGAGAUUGUGCAAAGAUUAGAUUUAGAAGCAUUUACUGAAGAGUUUCUGGUGCAAGCGUACAUAGACGAUUCAUUUCUCAUCGACGGUCAUCGAUUUGAUAUUGGAGUAUACGUUCUGAUUACAUCCAUUAAGCCCUUCCGAGCCUACAUGUAUGACAAGGAUAUCAAUUUGCGCUUCUGUCCCAAGAAAUAUCAGAACGGUUUUCCAAGUGAUCCACAAACAUAUGUGGUGGAAUCUCCAAGGCAAACUUGGCUUCGGAAGCUUUCUCUUCCAACCAUUGACAAAUUAAGAAAUCAUCUUGGCGCUAACUCCUUGAGAGCUUUGAGAUAUAUUUUGAACUCUGCCAACAUUAAAGACUAUGAUCUGUGGAACAACAUCAAUCAAACCGUUUACGAGGUGCUGACCAAUAUUCAACAAUCGCUCCUUCAAACCCUCCGGCCGGCAGAAACCAGGGGCAGAGCCUUCGAGUUGGUGCGCUUUGACUUCUUGAUUCGUAAAAAUGGCGAUAUUGCCCUCAUGGAAAUGAAUCGGAGUCCUUUUUUGGGCGAACAGCAUAACCCUGUAACGAAGCUUCUUCACAAGCAGAUCCUAAUUUCAACUCUAAACAUCAUGGGCGUUCUCUCCAAAACAUAUGAGCAACAGUUUUCCCAUACGGAUCGAAGUGUGUUUCUCCCUCAUUGUAUGUCCCCUGUUUGCUCAAGAGGAGCUAUCUCGUUAAAAGAGCCUUUUUGCAGUUUCUGUGAGUUUUCACUGACCCCAGACGUGUCCAAAAUGACCAGUGAAGCAUUUUUAGAGAACCAGAACAAGCUGGGCUUCCGCCGAUUGAUACCAUCUCCUCCUGGUUCGAUUGACGAGGCGGGGCAGAUUUUACGGAGCCUCAAGUUGGAUCGAAAGGAAAGUAUGGCAGACCACAAGAUGGCCAUUUGGUACCUUGGCAAGUGCUUCCAAGACGAUGAAUGGUGCUAUUGA